CCUCCGCUUUCCGUCGGAGAUCCGCUGCACUGACCGUGAUCGGCUUCAUCCGGCGUCCGGCGCGGGAGAUGAACGGACGUUCUCUCCUCUACGGCAGAUCCAGGCCCGCCGGAAAUUCUCUGCGAUAAGAAGAAGAAGAAGGAAGAGGAGGAGGAAAAGAGGAAGAAAGGGAAGGGAAAGGGAGGAAGAUGUUGAAAUUGAGAGCGUUCCGGCCGACUGGCGAUAAGAUCGUCCGGAUUCAAGUGCACCCGACGCACCCUUGGAUCGCGACGGCGGAUGCAUCUGAUCACGUCGUCGUCUGGAACUGGGAGCACCGCCAGAUUAUCUAUGAGCUAAAGGCAGGAGGUGUCGAUGAGAGGCGCCUCGUCGGAGCGAAAUUGGAGAAGCUCGCAGAGGGCGAUUCCGAACUGAGAGGAAAACCCACGGAGGCCAUACGUGGCGGGAGUGUUAAACAGGUCAGCUUUUAUGAUGACGAUGUGCGGUUUUGGCAACUUUGGCGCAACCGCUCUGCUGCUGCUGAAGCUCCAACUGCAGCUAACCAGCAUUUGUCUGCUUUUACUCCCCCUGCUUCUUCAACAAGGGGUAGGCACUUCCUUGUUGUGUGCUGUGAGAAUAAGGCAAUAUUUCUUGAUCUGGUUACAAUGCGUGGUCGUGAUGUACCAAAACAAGACCUGGAUAACAAAUCGCUUCUCUGUAUGGAGUUCUUAUCAAGGUCUGCUGCUGGUGAUGGCCCCCUUGUUGCAUUUGGUGGCUCAGAUGGUGUAAUACGAGUUCUUUCAAUGAUUACAUGGAAGCUUGUUCGAAGAUAUACUGGAGGUCAUAAAGGAUCAAUUUCUUGCUUGAUGACAUUCUUUGCUUCUAGUGGAGAGGCACUUCUGGUUUCUGGUGGCAAUGAUGGUUUGCUUGUGCUCUGGAGUGCGGACAUUCAAGAUUCUCGGGAGCUUGUACCUAAACUAAGUUUGAAGGCACAUGAUGGUGGAGUUGUAGCUGUUGAAAUUUCUAGGGUACUGGGAGGUGCCCCCCAGAUGAUCACGAUUGGUGUAGACAAGACAUUGGCUAUUUGGGAUACAGUCUCAUUUAAGGAGUUACGCCGUAUAAAGCCUGUCCAGAAACUUGCUUGUCAUAGCGUGGCAUCCUGGCGGCAUCCUCGUGCUCCAAGCCUUGACAUAUUAACAUGUGUGAAGGAUUCUCAUAUUUGGUCUAUUGAGCACCCAACUUACUCCGCACUAACAAGGCCAUUGUGUGAACUGUCAUCCUUGGUUCCUCCAUAUGCACUUGCACCUAGUAAAAAGCUUAGGGUUUACUGCAUGGUUGCUCAUCCUUUACAACCACAUCUUGUUGCCACUGGUACAAAUAUUGGUGUCAUUCUCAGUGAGUUUGAUCCAAAGUCGCUUCCAGCUGCUGCUCCUUUACCAACUCCACCAGGUGGAAGAGAACAUCCUGUUGUAUAUGUUGUUGAAAAGGAACUUAAGUUGCUCAACUUUCAGCUAGCAAACCCGUCCAAUUCUUCUCUGGGGAAUACUGGCUCUAUUUCUGAAACCAGAAAGUCAAGAAUGGAUACUCUGGAGCCAAUGCCUGUUAAGCAGACAAAGAAGCAUAUUAGUACACCAGUCCCACAUGAUUCUUAUUCAAUUAUUUCUGUGAGCAGUUCUGGCAAGUAUGUCUCAAUUGUGUGGCCCGAUGUUCCUUAUUUUUCUGUAUACAAGGUUAGUGAUUGGUCUAUUGUUCACUCUGGCACCGGAAGACUGUUCGCCUGGGAUACAUGUCGUGAUAGAUAUGCUUUGCUGGAGUCCACAGUAGUCCCUAGGAUUCCGCUUGUUCCUAAAGCAGGGUCAUCUAGAAAAGCAAAAGAAGCUGCUGCAAUUGCAGCUCAAGCUGCUGCUGCUGCUGCAAAUGCAGCUUCUGCUGCCACAGUCCAAGUCCGUAUAUUAUUGGAUGAUGGUACUUCAAAUGUCCUGACAAGAUCUAUAGAUGGGCGAACUGAACCAGUUAUUGGCUUGCAUGGUGGUGCUUUACUUGGUGUUGCUUAUCGUACAUCACGGAGGACCAGUACUGGUGCAGCAACUGCAUCACCAUUAUCAGGCUAUCCAUCUUUUUCUGCUGAUGAAUUUUCUUCCAUGAAGCCUUCAAUGGCUGAACCAGUGCCUCUAAACUUUCAGCUCUAUAGUUGGGAAACCUUCCAGCCUGUCAGUGGUCUACUAUCUCAGCCAGAAUGGACUGCAUGGGAUCAAACCGUUGAGUAUUGUGCAUUCGCUUACCAGCAGUACAUUGUCAUUUCUUCACUGCGACCACAAUAUCGGUACCUGGGAGAUGUGGCAAUUCCUUCUGCAACUGGUGGUGUUUGGCAUCGCAGACAGCUUUUUGUUGUUACACCAACUACUAUUGAGUGUGUUUUUGUAGAUGCUGGUGUCACACCUCUUGACCUUGAGACGAGGAAGAGAAAAGAGGAACAGAAGAUGAGAGAAGCCCAGGCCAGAGCUGUUGCUGAGCAUGGAGAAUUGGCACUGAUCACAGUUGAGGCUCCUCAAGCUGUUGUUCAAGAAAGAAUACCUCUGAGACCUCCCAUGUUGCAGGUUGUGCGUCUCGCUUCUUUUCAGCAUGCUCCUUCUGUGCCACCGUUCUUGAGUAUGCCAAAACAAUCUAAAAUGGAUUGGGAGGAUUCAAUACUAUCAAGAGACAUAGAAGAAAGAAGGGCUAGUGAGGUGGCUGUUGGUGGAGGUGGUGUAUCAGUUGCAGUCUCUCGAUUUCCUGCCGAGCAGAAGCGUCCCAUUGGACCUCUUGUUAUAGUUGGUGUCAGGGAGGGGGUUUUAUGGCUAAUUGAUAGAUACAUGUGUGCUCACGCAAUAGCACUUAGCCAUCCUGGUAUUCUUUGCCGUUGCCUUGCUGCUUAUGGAGAUGCAGUUAGUGCUGUGAAACGGGCGAGUAGGCUAGCUCGAGAACACCAUGAUGAUUUGGCACAGUUCAUGCUUGGGAUGGGAUAUGCAACUGAAGCAUUGCACUUGCCUGGCAUAUCCAAGAGGUUAGAGUUUGAGCUGGCUAUGCAGAGCAAUGACCUGAAACGUGCACUUCAAUGCCUUCUGACGAUGAGCAAUAGCAGGGAUAUUGGGCAAGAGAAUGUUGGUACUGAUGUCACAGAAAUCCUGAGUUUAGCUGGAGCUAAACAAGAGAAUCUUGUAGAUGCUGUUCAAGGAAUAGUGAAAUUUUCUAAAGAAUUUUUGGACCUCAUUGAUGCAGCAGACGCUACUGGGCAGUCUGACGUUGCCCGAGAAGCUCUGAAAAGACUGGCUGCUGCAGGCUCUGUGAAGGGGGCUUUGCAAAGUCAGCAGCUAAGGGGAUUGGCACUGCGUCUUGCAAAUCAUGGGGAGCUGACCCGCCUAAGUGGUCUUGUGAAUAACCUGGUUAUGGCUGGCCAAGGUCGGGAAGCUGCUUUUGCAGCAGCUGUUCUUGGGGACAAUGCUUUGAUGGAGAAGGCAUGGCAAGACACAGGAAUGCUUGCAGAAGCUGUUCUUCAUGCUCAUGCCCACGGACGACCAUCGCUGAAGAAUCUUGUGCAGACUUGGAACAAGGCAUUGCAGAAGGAACGCGAGAAUAUUCCAUCAUACAAGUCAGUGCAAUCAGAUUCGGCGGCUUCAGUUCUAGGUGCUUUAGAAGAACCAGUGCUGACAAGCUUGGCAGAUGCCGGAAAGAAGCCACCUAUUGAAAUUCUCCCCCCUGGGAUGCCCUCGUUGCCAGCCUCAAUUACAAGUAAGAAACCACCUCCACAACAAAUUGCUCAACAACCGAGCAAGCCACUACUUUUGGAAGCUCCGUCUCCAGCCCCAGCUGCAGAUGCUGCACCUCCACCAGAAAAUGCUGCCCCUGCGAUGGCUGAUGAUGCUUCAACUACACCUGUUAGUGAUCCAAUUGUUACACCUAGUAGCGAUCCAGCGCCCUCACCAGUUACUGCUCUAACCCCAUCACCCGAGGUUGCAGAACAGAGCAUUUCCAUCUAGUCUCAAAAUUUUGCCACGGUUUGUGUAUAUGUUGUAUUUCAAAUUGUAUUUUUCUUGUUCAAUAAUGUAGAUGUAUUCCCCAUCCGAUGUGCCCCUUUUUUAAUUCUUGAACAGUGGUUGGUAUCUUAUUCUUCAUGCAAUUGCAUGCCUCUUUGAUUCUUGGAAAGCUGGUCUUAUUUUCUUUUGCUUUUUCCCCUCUUCAGUAAACAGAUGGACUAUUAUGCAGCUUUUUCUCGUUGGUCUUUAA
Messenger RNA from Nymphaea colorata (pocket water lily), 4239 nucleotides. RefSeq lists its product as uncharacterized. The transcript has 21 exons. The coding region runs from base 189 to 3992 and encodes 1267 amino acids. Gene Ontology annotation, molecular function: protein binding. NCBI's taxonomy places the organism in Eukaryota, Viridiplantae, Streptophyta, Magnoliopsida, Nymphaeales, Nymphaeaceae. The record is from RefSeq and is a predicted model, not a curated record.